AUGUGUGAUUUGAAUAAAACGGGACAGGGACAAGUGGAGUGUUUCAUGUGGCAUGAGGGUCAAGGAAGACGCGGGUCUAAUGAAAUUGGUUCAUGCUUACUAAAAUACCUUGAAUACAAGGCUUCUGCUCAAGAAAAUGUAGAAGUAGUUUUUUAUUCUGACAACUGCGCUGGACAGCAAAAAAACAAAUUUAUUCUCGCUGGAUAUUUUUAUGCAUUAUCAAAAUACAACAUAAAAUCAAUUACACACAAAUACCUUAUAAGAGGACAUACGCAGAACGAAGGCGAUAACGUUCAUUCGGUUAUUGAAAAACACGUUAAACGUGCCCUGAAAUCAGGUCCAAUAUAUACACCUGACCAGUACGUAUCACUGGUUCAGACAGCCAAAAAGACUGGAUUACCUUACAAAGUCCAAGAAAUGAGCUACGCCGAUUUUGUAGAUCUAAAAAAGUUAUCUGAACAGACAUCUUUUAACUUUAAGAAGGACUCUUCCGGUGAGGUUGUAAAGCUGGCUAAUGCAGCCAUCAUAAGGAUAGAAAAAGAAAAUCUAGAUAAAUUUUUAUACAAAACUUCUUAUAGUGAGCCUGAAUAUAGAGUUGUUGAGAUUAAACAAAGAACUACCCGAACAAAUCAAACUUUCGAUAAUGUGAAGUUGGAACCGGCUUAUCGAGAUAUACUUCCGAUAUCAAAAAAGAAGUACGAUGGACUGAUGUUCCUGUUACGCAUGAAUACUAUAAAGAAAUGUUAUAGCCCAUUCUAUAACAGCCUUAAAGUAUCUAACGAUGUCGAUUAG
Molecule: messenger RNA, 792 nt
Organism: Acanthoscelides obtectus
Lineage: Eukaryota; Metazoa; Arthropoda; Insecta; Coleoptera; Chrysomelidae
Source: the annotation of a GenBank genome assembly